Molecule: messenger RNA, 1662 nt
Organism: Hyla sarda
Lineage: Eukaryota; Metazoa; Chordata; Amphibia; Anura; Hylidae
Gene: NT5C3A
Product: 5'-nucleotidase, cytosolic IIIA
Exons: 9
Coding region: 258-1253 (331 amino acids)
Cellular component (GO): cytoplasm
Molecular function (GO): 5'-nucleotidase activity; magnesium ion binding
Source: RefSeq, a predicted model, not a curated record
GAUGGAACGCAUGGAGAGCGGAAGGGGACGGCCGGCCCUGUCACUUGUAGAGGCGUGAGAGCCGGUGACAUGAGGGACGACUGUUUGGUGUCUGCGCGGACAGAUCAUGGCGUUAUGUAAUCCUGUGCGGGUAGACGAGCCCAUCACGUGCUCCUAGUUCCGCGGCAUCCCCUGUAGAAUAAGAGACGGCACUUCAGCUACGAUCUAUAGAGCACGUGACUGUGUCCCCACAUUAGGAUAGUGAUCCUGCGUCAGUGAUGGACAGGUCCUCUGUGGCUAAAGUGGGGGCAGUGGCCAGUGCCAGCAUGUGUGCCCUGGUAGCUGGAGUGGUGUUGGCACAAUACAUAUUCACAGUCAAGAAGAAGACAGGAAAGAAGACAAAAAUCAUAGAAAUGAUGCCAGAAUUUCAGAAAAAAACUGUCCAUAUAAAGGACCCGGCAAGAGUUGAAGAGAUAAUAUGUGGAUUAAUAAAAGGUGGAGCAGCCAAGCUUCAGGUAAUAACAGAUUUUGAUAUGACAUUAAGCCGAUUUUCCCACAAUGGAAAACGAUGUCCCACUUGUCAUAAUGUAAUCGAUAACUGCAAGUAUGUAAGUGAUGAAUGUCGAAAAAAGUUAUAUGAACUGAAGGAAAAAUACUAUGCAAUUGAGAUAGAUCCAGAUCUCACAAUCAAAGAGAAAUACCCCUUUAUGGUUGAAUGGUACACCAAGUCACAUGCACUGUUAAUCGAACAGCGGUUUCAGAGAGACAAGCUGGAAGAAGUGAUAAGGGACUCGGACAUAAUGCUCAAGGAAGGAUAUGAAACUUUCUUCGAUAAGCUAAAUGAACAUAGUAUUCCCGUAUUUAUCUUUUCAGCUGGGCUUGGAGAUGUUCUGGAAGAAGCAAUACGCCAGUCUGGUGUAUACUACCCUAAUGUUAAAGUUGUGUCCAACUUUAUGGAUUUUGAUGAAAAUGGUGUGAUAAAGGGGUUCAAAGGAGAACUGAUACAUGUUUACAACAAGCAUGAUGGUGCCUUAAGGAGGACAGAAUAUUUCAGCCACUUGAAAGAAAACAGUAACAUUGUACUACUAGGAGAUUCAUUAGGAGAUUUAACUAUGGCUGAUGGAGUGCCUAAUGUGGAAAAUGUACUCAAAAUAGGAUAUCUUAACGAUAAGGUAGAAGAGUUGCUUGAAAAAUACAUGGAUUCUUAUGAUAUAGUUAUAGUCAAAGAUGAAACUCUGGAUGUGGCCAACUCCAUUCUACAAAAGAUUCUUUAAUCUGCACAAAUGGGGAUCCUUCACUUGCCAACAGGGAGGACUCAAGUCAACAGCUUUCUUUUCUUUUAUUUAAACCUAUUUAACUGAACCAUUUGGACUUUGAAAGCACCUUACCUUAUAGCACUGUGCUGCUUUAUUUAAGUUUUAUUGUGUUUUCUGUUUCUGCAAUACAUCCAUCACCUUACGCCUCCGUGAGAAAUCUCUUAAAUGAACAUUAUAGUAUGGAAAUCAUUUUGCUGACAACGAAUGUAAAGUUGUAAAGAUUUGAAAUGUUUCUUUAUUUUCAUAUGCACUACUAGUUGUUGUAUUUUGUAUAAGCAUAUAUGUUUUUGAAGGCCAAAAUUAGCAUGUUUAAAAUGCUAUUUGUACAGUCUUUUUACAUAUUAAAAUAUCCACUUUAUUCACUGAA